Molecule: messenger RNA, 1326 nt
Organism: Zasmidium cellare ATCC 36951
Lineage: Eukaryota; Fungi; Ascomycota; Dothideomycetes; Mycosphaerellales; Mycosphaerellaceae
Exons: 5
Coding region: 1-1326 (441 amino acids)
Source: RefSeq, a predicted model, not a curated record
AUGUAUUUCCUCACAUUCGCCGCCCUCCUCACCGGAGCACUCGCGACCCCACUCCUCGAACUCGACGCAAGGGAUGGACGUCCUUCGUGCUCUGUCAACUGCACUAAAGUCCAGAGUCGCUGUGCGAGGUCGACGCAGAUGGCUUCGGUUACGAAGCUUGACGUCGAGCGGGUCAGGGGGUUCUUCAGGUGGUUCGUCGACGGUGUUUACGACUGUUACUUCGUGAGUCUUGGGAUUUUGAUGGGAAGAGAGCAGGGGAUUGAUGUUCGAAGGACGAUCACGUCGACGUCGACGAAUUUCGCCACUUUGACGAGCACGGCACCUGCUCAGACGGUCACAAAAUCAACCACCCUCUACGCGGAAAUAACCUCCUUCAUCGCAACCAGCACCUCAACAGUCUACACCUCCACCAUAACCGGCACAAGCACCACCAUCGUCAACGCCCCGGACAUCACCAAAUGCGCCGCACCCGCCGACCUGUCGAGUCCUCCUCCUCAGAAGCGAGAGCCCGGAGCUGGGGAGAGAUGCAAGGAGAAGAAGCCGAGAUGUUUCUCGCGGCAGCAUAAUUCGGAGCAGAUCUCGUCGGCGUGUGGGUGUUUUGGGGUUACGGCGGGGCCGAGGAGUCCUGGGGGUGGAGGGGGAAAUGGGACGCCGGUGACGAGUACGGUGACGAGUUUUACGACGGUUUGGACGACUGUGCAGUCCGGCUCCAUAACAACCCUCACGCCCACCCUCACAACCCUCCUCCCCACAACAUCCACCUCCACAAAACGCCUCACAUCCACCACAACCCUCAGCACCAUAACCACCGCCUCCGUGACCUCAAUCCGCUACGCCGUCGCCACAGCCGCCUACCAGAAUACCCCCUUUCGGAUCCUCGCUUCAGGCGGCACCGUGACGGGGAAAUACCUCCUAACGCCCAACCCAGCCGGCGGAACAGAUUUCUUCUCCACCGCCCUCCUCGUCUUCGCAGCAGACACAGCCACCACCGCCACGACCUUCACUUGGAACGCCACAUCCAACGCCCUCGUCGUCGCGCACGCGGGGAAUCCAGCCAACGGCUACGCGGCGACCAUCUUAGGCACCGGGGUAGCGGAUAAGUUGCGGGCGCAGAAUUUCGCUUUUCAGGACGAGGAGGCUAUUACGUGUGGGGUUGUUGGGGGGCCUGGGGAGACUUGUGUGCUGCAGUGUCAGAACCCGUUCGAUCAGGCGAGGGAGAGUUUUGAGGAUUGUUAUCAGGGGGAUCGGAAUUGGAUGGUGGGGAUGAGGGCGGGGGCGGAUUAUGGGGCGUGUCCGUUGGUUAGGCCGUAUCUUGUUACGGGGUGA